This is a messenger RNA of Closterium sp. Naga37s-1, 879 nucleotides long. NCBI's taxonomy places the organism in Eukaryota, Viridiplantae, Streptophyta, Zygnematophyceae, Desmidiales, Closteriaceae. The record is from the annotation of a GenBank genome assembly.
AUGAGUUGUGACUCGACUCAAGCACUGCCUGAUUGCCUGGUGGGAUCCCUCGAGACUGCCGAAGGAGCCAUGGACGAGAGAGUGGUGCGACUGGCGAAAUCUUCGGGGUGCCUCGUUCGAGUGCAGGGGCCCGAUCCCAAGGGCCGAUUUCUCACGCCAUUCGUCCUUGGUAUCCCCUCCCUCUUCCCCCUCCACCCUUGUGCUCCUACCCUCCCAUUCCUUUUCCGCCCUACUCUUUUACCUGCCCACACCCAUCCCGGCUACACUCCCUCCUGCCCUCCCACCCCAGCUCGCCCCUGUCCCUCUACCCGUCCCCCCCCCACCACCAUCAAUGGAACAACAGCCGUGUCAGCGUCUGGUAUCGUGCUGCCAGGGGGACUGUCUGAUUUUGGACCCCAGCUGGAUGGGCAUGUGGGGGGGGCUGGGGGGAUGGUGGCAGAAAAGGAGGAGGUUAAGAGGAGCAGGUGGGAUGGGGAGGAGGUGACAGUGAUUGUGCCUGGGAGGAUUGUUCGCUCCUUUGUAAUGCAGCAGCAACAGAAGUCCAAGUACCAACCCGUGCAGCAACGCUGGCGCUUUCAACAGCAGCAGCAGCAGAAGCAGCAGCAGCAAAGCGCAUCGGCACCCCGUUUGCUUCCUGGCACGCGCAUCGACAUUACCUUUGAGGGCUCCUGGCCCUUGACCUGUGUCUCUCCCUCUCUCCCUACCCACUCACUCAUCCCCUUCCUUCUCCCUCCUCCCCACUGCCUCUUCCGCCCGCAUUGCCCGUCUAUCAGCCUGUCAUCGGGAGUGCUGUCAGCUGUGCUGCCAGCAGGACUCUUGGCCCUCGAUUUUCCCUUCCUACCAGGUAGCGAUAAGGAAAGGGAAGGGCAGGGAGCAUAA